UUUGCAUAUCUUUUGGGUUUUAUUAGGGUAUAUUCUCCGCUUCUUCUUCCUCUCUCUUCUCUCUAAAAAAAAAAAAUGUAAAAUUUUCACACUGUUGAUCACCUCCACAACUUUAAUAGUUAUCCAUAUUUGAGAGAGAAGAGAGAGGAGACCUUUUGCUUAUUGGGAACCUUUUCUGUUUUCAUCCAACCAGUCAAAGUUGGCGAAUUUGAGAAAGAUUUGAUUCUGGUAUGUAUUUUCACAUGGUGGGCAGUGCCAUUUUGAAUGUUUAGUCAGGCUAUAUCAAAGACUAUUUUGUGGUGUAUAUUCUUUCAUGUGGGAGGUGUGGAUGGAGAUGUCUUUCUAAAGACUACAUUCGUGUUGUACGACAAGUUCAAGAUGUCUUGAUUUCAUUUUCUGAAGACUCUGAAAUACUAACUUGGAAGAACUUUGAACAUUAUUUUAACUAGCCUAUUAUUUUGGCAAAAGGUUUUUGCUGUUGUGAGUGGUAGUGACAGCUGCUAACUUUAUAAGAGAUCCAAAAGAUAGAGACCAACUUAUCUUGCCUAAUGGAGGAAGUAGUUCCUUUAUCAUGCCAGAAGCAGCACAUUCCUGCUAGGAAAUUUUCAUUCAAUGGAUUCUCCAAAGAUCUCUGGGCUGCAGUACAAGACGGGUCUGUAGCUGAUGUUGAUUCUUCUUUGGCAUUCCUCAAGAAGAGUGGAGGAAAUAUCAAUUUUAGGAAUGACUUUGGCCUUACACCUCUUCAUAUAGCAACCUGGAGAAAUCACAUUCCAAUAUUUAAGAGGCUCCUUGCUGCUGGUGCAGACCCUAAUGCUAGGGAUGGGGAAUCAGGAUGGAGUAGCCUUCAUCGCGCCCUGCAUUUUGGUCAUCUUGCUAUUGCUAGCAUCCUUCUCCAGUCUGGUGCUUCUAUCACUCUGGAAGAUACGAAAUCUAGGACUCCCAUUGAUUUGUUGUCAGGACCUGAUUUACAGGGCAUUGAAAAGAAUAAUUCAGCUGCUACAGAGGUUUUCAGUUGGGGCAGUGGUGUGAAUUAUCAACUAGGGACUGGAAACGCUCACAUUCAAAAGUUACCCUGUAAAGUUGAUUCUCUCCAUGGAUCAGUCAUCAAGUUGGUUUCUGCAGCAAAAUUUCAUAGUGCUGCCGUCACUGCCCGUGGAGAACUCUAUACUUGGGGUUUUGGAAGAGGUGGCCGUCUUGGACACCCUGACUUUGAUAUACAUAGCGGCCAAGCUGCUGUAAUAACUCCACGGAAGGUGAUCUACGGUUUAGGGGCACGUCGAGUGAAAGCUGUUGUUGCAGCUAAACAUCACACUGUUAUUGCAACCGAGGCUGGAGAAGUUUUCACUUGGGGUUCCAACAGAGAGGGUCAACUUGGGUAUACUUCUGUAGAUACUCAACCUACACCUCGUAGAGUGAGUUCGCUGAGGUCAAAAGUAGUUGCUCUAGCUGCAGCAAACAAGCACACUGUUGUAGUUUCUGACUUGGGUGAGGUUUUCACUUGGGGAUGCAAUAAGGAGGGUCAGCUAGGCUAUGGAACAUCCAACUCCGCUUCUAACUAUGCUCCAAGGGUAGUUGAGUAUCUGAAGGGAAAGGCCUUUGUUGGAGUUGCUGCAGCUAAGUAUCAUACAAUUGUUCUUGGAUCUGAUGGAGAGGUUUUCACUUGGGGUCACCGGCUUGUUACUCCAAAGAGAGUUGUGAUUGGCCGGAUCCUAAAAAAGAUGGGCAACAUCCCAAUGAAGUUUCAUCGUAAGGAACGUCUUCAUGUGGUUGCAAUAGCUGCCGGGAAUACACAUAGUAUGGCUCUUACAGAGGAUGGCACAUUGUUUUACUGGGUGUCAUCUGAUCCUGAUCUGCGCUGUCAACAGUUAUAUUCACUAUGUGGCACAAGUGUAGCAUGCAUCUCUGCUGGGAAAUAUUGGACAGCUGCGGUUACUGUGACAGGUGAUGUGUAUAUGUGGGAUGGGAAGAAAGGAAAGGAGAAACCGCCUACUUUAACUCGGUUACAUGGGGUUAAAAAGGCAACUUCAAUUUCCGUUGGGGAGACCCAUUUGUUGAUUAUCACUUCUCUAUAUCAUCCUGGUUACCCACCUAAUAUGUCGAAUAAUCAUUCUAUACUCAAGCAGAAGAUGAAAAGUGAUACAGAUGAACUCAAUGAGGGAUUUAUGUUUGAUGAGGUUGAGUCGGAGGAAGUUUCCUCUAUCUCAGAAAAAGACAAUGCCAAAAACAAGACUGCACCAACCUUAAAGAGCCUUUGUGAGAUGGUGACUGCUGAGCAUUUGUUGGAGCCACGGAAUGCUAUUCAACUGUUGGAAAUUUCGGAUUCACUAGGGGCAGAAGAUCUAAGGAAACACUGCGAGGAUAUUGCAAUCCGCAAUCUUGAUUAUAUAUUUACAGUCUCGGGCCAUGCAGUUGCAAAUACUUCACUUGACGUAUUGGUCAUGCUUGAGAAAGUGUGGGAUAUGAAGUCAUCUGAACCCUGGAGUUGUCGCCGGCUUCCAAGUCCUACUGCCCCCUUCCCUGCCAUUAUAGACAGGGAAGAAGAUAAUGAUAUAAUUGAGUCACUUAGAACACGCGGCAAAUGUACAAGCAGGCCAAUUUUGAGACAAGAGAGAGACCAGAGAUUAGAUAACUUCCUACAGUCUGAUGAAAUGAAAGAAGGGGUUCUGAAACAGGUACGAGCUUUGAGGAAAAAGUUGCAGCAGAUUGAGAUGCUUGAAGAGAAGCGAUUCAAGGGGCAGACUCUUGAUGACCAGCAAAUUGCUAAGCUUCAGACAAAGUCAGCAUUGGAGAAGUCACUUGCUGAGCUUGGUGUCCCAGUAGAAACUCUCCAAUCAACAGUAUCAUCCUCUGUUCUUGCUGAUGGAAAACGGAGCAGUAAAGUGGACAUACCUAAGAAGCAAAACAGAAAGAGCAAACAAAAGGCAGCACCACUUGAGGUAGCGUCCAGUCAAUGUGAAAGUGCUGAACCCAGCCCCAGAAAGGGUGCCUCGAGUGUUCAAAUUCCUGAAGUCCAGUACGAGGAUGACCACAAAGGUUUGGAAGGAGCUGCUGCCAAUCAAGAUGCAAAAGAUUCUCCCUUUGUCACCCAGAGACACCUUGGAAACACCUGUAAUAGUAACUGUUCAUCAGCAGUAGCAUCAAAAAAGAAAAAUAGGAAAGGUGGACUCUCCAUGUUUCUAAAUGGUGCUCUUGAUGAUGUUUUUAAAGUUGAACUUCCGCCACCACUUGUGCAAAAAAGUGAAGGCCCUGCUUGGGGUGGUGCUAAGGUUGUGAAAGGCUCUGCAUCUCUUCGAGAAAUACAGGAUGAGCAGAGCAAAGUGGAUACAAAGCCCUUGAAACUCAGAGACCCAGUAGAAGAUCCCUCUGGUGACAGUAGUGGUGGUAAAUUACGGUUGAGUUCUUUCUUACAGUCCAACCCAAUACCCAUGUCACAAACAGCAUCUGUCUCUGAUGUGGAAAAGAACACCCCUCCUUGGGCUGCCUCCGGGACGCCACCUCGUUUACGUCCCUCUCUCAGGGACAUCCAACUGCAGCAGGGAAAGCAGCCAUUGGCUCUCUCUCAUAGUCCAAAGACGAGAACUACUGGCUUCUCUGUGAUGACUGGUCAAGGCUCACCAUCGGAAUCUAGUUGUCCGAGUCGCUGGUUCAGACCAGAAAUUGAGACACCUUCAUCAAUACGUUCAAUACAGAUAGAGGAAAGGGCUAUCAAGGACCUAAGACGGUUUUAUAGCAAUGUUAGAGUAGUUAAAAACCAGUCCUAAGAAUGCCAAUCAAAAAAGCCUAAUCAGAAAAAGGUUCUGAGAGUGCCAAGACAGUUAGAUGUUCAAUUCCUGCUCUGCUCCCUUUGUUCUGCUGGGUUAAAGCUUUUUUGCCCGUAAAUAGGUGUACAGUAUGGCCUAAUGUGUUGGUGUUUGGAAGAUUAGAUUUCUUGUUGCAUCACUUCUUUUGGUGAUCUCCCAAAAUAAUUGGAACUCUCAACUAGCUGAUUUUAGUCGGCUGGUGUUUUCUUUACUCCAUUUCAAAUAAGGAUCCAAUAAAGGGCAAAUAUAUGUAUUUUUGUUCAUGUGUAUUUCUUGGAUUAGUUGAAGACAUACACAUCCAUGGUUUUUCUUCA
Messenger RNA from Solanum dulcamara, 4114 nucleotides. RefSeq lists its product as uncharacterized. The coding region runs from base 549 to 3761 and encodes 1070 amino acids. The transcript has 11 exons. The record is from RefSeq and is a predicted model, not a curated record. Gene Ontology annotation, molecular function: protein binding. NCBI's taxonomy places the organism in Eukaryota, Viridiplantae, Streptophyta, Magnoliopsida, Solanales, Solanaceae.